GUCAUACUUUUAACGAAAAUGUCAAAAGCGCCCAUUUUUUUUUUCUUGACGAAUGUGUCAUCCAUCUUCUUUUAACGAAGAGAAUGUCAAAGCAAGCCGAUACCGUGAAGCGUUCUUUGUGAAAACAGAAUAUCGUGUGCAUUGCAUCUUUUUGUGGUAAUAAAGCGAAAGAUUGUAACCAGUGAAAAUGUCUCAUGGACGCAACGAGUGUCGAAUCUACGUCGGUAACCUGCCACCAGACAUCCGGACCAAGGAUAUACAGGAUCUUUUCCACAAGUUCGGCAAAGUGACGUUCGUGGAUCUGAAAAAUCGCCGCGGGCCGCCAUUUGCUUUUGUAGAAUUCGAGGAUGCACGCGAUGCUGACGACGCUGUUAAGGCUCGCGAUGGAUACGACUACGACGGAUAUCGACUGCGAGUCGAGUUCCCACGGGGCGGUGGUCCCGGGAGUUACCGAGGCAGUCGCCAAGGGAACAGUGACCGCAGCAGUAGAGGCGAUCGUGGAAACCGUGGGCCACCGGCACGCCGCUCUCAGUUUCGGGUAAUGGUAACUGGAUUACCAUCGUCCGGAUCGUGGCAAGAUCUGAAGGAUCACAUGCGCGAAGCAGGCGAUGUAUGCUUUGCGGAUGUUUAUAAAGACGGUACGGGUGUGGUGGAGUUUCUGCGACAUGAAGACAUGAAAUACGCUAUAAAAAAGCUUGACGAUUCCCGCUUUCGCUCACAUGAGGGUGAAGUUGCUUACAUUCAUGUACGGGAAGAUUCUGGAAAUGACGAAAAGCGUGAAUAUAGGGACAGAUCGUAUUCGCCACGCCGCCGAAGGGGAACACCGACCUAUUCACCAGUAAAGCGGAGCUUUUCGCGAUCACGUUCCCGUUCCUACAAUUGAGCCGGUGGAGAGAGCUGUCCGCCCAAGAAGACUAAAGGUCUUAGAGGAUUGAUAGAAUGUGAUAAAUUUGAAAAGAGCGCAGCAAAGGAUAAUAAUGUACAGUGUGGAAUUGUGCGCGCUAUCUCAUCGAUAACGACGGGAGUCACAUCGAUUAGUGCCGCGGUCUGAUCAUUGUGCACCUAUUCACACAGGUCUCCUUCGGGAUGUGGAUGCACGUGGUUCGAAUGCAAAAAGAAGGGACCUUAUGACCUGAUUUAUUGAAGGAAAUAGUGUUUUCCUAGCUUCAGGAUGCGAAGAAUUUUAAUCAUUUGGAAUCCAUUCUUCGGCAUUGUCCAGUACAAUUGCAACUGGUCAUGCGUGCUCAUACACACCAUAUUUUAUUGAUUGAUGAUAGGCAAAUGUUCCCAUCGGUAUAGACUUAUUGCCGAUAGCAUAGCAUACCAAGGAACAAAACGGGCACCUGUCCACGAAUUUAGGUUGCACAGGUUGCAACACAGAUGUUGGCAAUUGUUCCGUAGAAUUCUUUUUGACAUUUUGGGCACGAUAUAUUUUAAUAUCGCGAGCUUGCUUUAGAGGCAAGUAAGAGGAAAUUGCAUCGAUAAUGUAAUGUAUAUACACGAUGAGAUAAUGGAUUGUUGGUGGAUUCAGGACAUCGAGGGACUGGAUAUGCACAGGAAGGAAUGGAAGCGUAUAUUUGAAAACACAGGAAUGAACGUGGAGGCUGGAUUUGGAAUUAAUUUUGCACUGUGAUUUGGAUUGAUUGGAUUCUCGUGGAUCGCCGUUGGAGAAAGGAGAUCUCAAGGAUGUGGCUGUAUAUUGGUUCUGGAAUAAUUGUGCACUGCUGCAUCAUUCUCAUCAUCCAUACCGCCCUGGGCAAUCUGUUUACCCAUCGCUGGACGACGAGGGAUGUGGAUAAUAGGAUUGAUCACAAUAUUCCGGAUCGUCGUAUCCAAGUUUCGGCAGGUACCGUUUGUAUCUGUAACGAGUGGAAUGACAUUUAUCCUUGGACGCAUCUGCUGCGCUUGUGCCAACAUUAAAAGCGGGGAAAGGCAUUUGGAUUAUCCUUGUCCGAGGUUGGAUCGACGUUGGAAAUGGAAUGUGCAAUCAUUCGGUAAACACAAAAAGUUUUUUUUUCUUUCAAUUAACACGUUUUACCUUCCUGUAGCAUUUAACCAUAUUUCAUAACUGUUUCUAUGUUAAACCCUCUGGAAUAUCUUUCGCUGUAUACUUCCUUAUUCACAGCUUAGUACCAGAGGAUUUAGACGGGAUAAAUGAUCUUUCCAUCUUUCUGUUCGUCUUCUUUCAAAAUGUACAGACGGUUUCGUUCUCCCAUGUCCAUCAUGUUUGAUGAUUUAGAUAAUCAAUUUCCACAAUAUUAAUACUCUUUUCCAUUUGCUCAUUUAACGAUUGAAACGGGAGCGUACGGAAAUAAUACAACGUUUUAACAGGAUACACAUUUGGGACGUUUUGACGGUAAGAUUUUGUUUGUGGAUAUAAUUUCGAACUGGAAAUGGAAUGGUGGUGCAGAUGGGACCGGCAACCGGUGAAUGGAAAGUCGUAACAAAUGUCUCAAUCGUAAGUAAACGCACGCGUGCUGAAGUGUACACCCCUAGCAAAACGGUCAACUGUACUCUGGAUGGUUAGGCGCUAAAGUUUAUAUACAAAAUAUUAAAG
Messenger RNA from Anopheles funestus (African malaria mosquito), 2557 nucleotides. It is a transcript of the gene SF2, whose product is annotated as serine/arginine-rich splicing factor 1A. Gene Ontology annotation, cellular component: nucleus; ribonucleoprotein complex; cytoplasm. The coding region runs from base 188 to 883 and encodes 231 amino acids. NCBI's taxonomy places the organism in Eukaryota, Metazoa, Arthropoda, Insecta, Diptera, Culicidae. Gene Ontology annotation, molecular function: mRNA binding. The record is from RefSeq and is a predicted model, not a curated record. The transcript has 5 exons.